Parastagonospora nodorum SN15 is the source of this 228-nucleotide messenger RNA. RefSeq lists its product as hypothetical. The transcript has 3 exons. Bases 1 to 228 code for a protein of 75 amino acids. Lineage: Eukaryota; Fungi; Ascomycota; Dothideomycetes; Pleosporales; Phaeosphaeriaceae. The record is from RefSeq and is a predicted model, not a curated record.
AUGUGUGACUGUGUCCCCAUACCGAUUUGCUUCCAAUGCGGAACGUACGAAGACCUUACAAUCACUUCACGACUUCUUCUAACCCAGUACAGAAACCAGAAUCCGUGCCACUGUAAGAUUAUUGGCCCUACAAUAGGAUCUUCUGCUGGCCAGCUUCGCUCCUAUGCUGCUGCUGCGCGACAGAUGCUGGGAAGAGGGAAUGCGAUCAGCAAUGCGAUUCCGAUAUGA